CAAAGCUAAACUAAAAAGCAUGUAUUAUGCCUUUAAUAUAAGUAUGCACAACCUAUACAUGCUCCUCUUUGGCACAAUUGCACUCACAACAGGGUAUAUCAGCUUAUAUGGCCUAUGAUUAGAAUCAGAAAAGCAAAUUGCAAUAGAAAUCCUCUUUCCCCACUCAUGCUGACUUUGCAAGGAGAGAGCAAGUUGCUUGCACCGGGACAACCCUAGUUACUUUGUUGUAGUAAUUUGCAAAUCCAAAAAUUAUAUAUUAGAUGAAAUAUUCAAUUUAAUAAAGAUCCUAUAAACAGUUUUAACUUUCCUAAUGAAAAAUUUAUACUCAUAUUCAGAAUGCAUUUUAAGUUUUGGCCAAAACUUCAGUGGUAUCACUAUAUUUCUGGAUUCCAUCUGUGCUAGUUUGGUUGGCCAACGUUACCUGAUAUUGUUGCUUGUGGGAGGUGAUAGAUAUCCGUGGAUUUAAUCACAUAUGCAAAAGCUGAUCCAGACACUAGGAUAUGUCUGGGCAACUUCAUCGUACGAUGAAAACCUUUGCAAGUUCUAUUAUACGAGGGCCGAAAUGUACCUUACUUGACAAAAAUAAAAAAUUGAAUGAGUUGUCAAAACUGGGUCAAACUGAUGAAGCUCUAAAGGUGUUUGAUAAAAUGCCUGAGAGAGACGAGUUUACAUGGACUACGAUGAUUACCGCGUGUGCCAAUGAAGGGAGGCUUAUUGAAGCAAGGCAAGUGUUUGAGGAGGUGACAAACAAGAGUGCAAUCACUUGGUCUUCUCUUAUUUGUGGAUACUGUAAGCAUGGUUUUGAAAUUGAAGGAUUUGAAUUAUUUUGGCAAAUGCAAAGUGAGGGGCAUAGGCCUAGUCAGUUUACAUUGGGAAGUGUUUUGAGAAUGUGCGCGAUGAAAGGUUUGCUUUGGAGAGGUGAACAGAUACAUGGAUAUGCUAUUAAGACUUGUUUUGAUAUGAAUGUUUUCGUAAUGACUGGUCUUAUUGAUAUGUAUUCGAAGUGCAAGAGAAUCUUGGAAGCUGAGUUUAUUUUCGAGGUUAUGUCUUAUGGGAAAAAUCAUGUUACUUGGACUGCUAUGAUUAAUGGUUAUUCUCAGAAUGGUGAUGCAUUAAGAGCGAUUCAGUGUUUUAGCAGCAUGCGUGCAGAAGGGAUUGAGGCGAACCAGUAUACAUUUCCAGGUGUUUUGAGUUCCUGUGCUGCACUCGUUGAUCUUAGAUUCGGUGUACAGGUGCAUGGUUGUAUUGUAAAUGGUGGUUUUGAGGCUAACGUGUUUGUUCAAAGCUCAUUAAUCGAUAUGUAUUCUAAAUGUGGAGAUUUGUGCAGUGCUAAGCAGGCGUUGGUACUGAUGGAGGUAGAUCAUGCCGUUUCUUGGAAUUCCAUGAUACUGGGGUGUGUGAGGCAUGGAUUUCCGGAGGAGGCGCUGUCGCUGUUCAAAAAGAUGUAUGCUAGUGAUAUGGAAGUGGAUGAGUUUACUUACCCUUCGGUUCUGAAUUCUCUUGCUUUUAUGCAGGAUGUGAAAAAUGGGAAAUGUCUUCAUUGCUUGGUUGUUAAAGCUGGAUAUGAGAGCUACAAGCUUGUAAGUAAUGCACUUGUUGAUAUGUAUGCUAAACAGGGUGACCUAGCUUGUGCAUUUAGUGUUUUCAACAGCAUGGUUGAAAAGGAUGUAAUCUCAUGGACAUCACUCGUCUCUGGCUGUGCUCACAAUGGCUCAUAUGAAGAAGCUCUGAAAUUAUUUUGUGAGAUGAGAAUGGCUGAAAUUAAACCAGACCAAAUUAUCAUUGCUAGUGUUCUAAGUUCUUGCUCAGAGUUGGCACUACUUGAACUUGGGCAGCAAGUUCAUGCGGAUUUUAUUAAAUCUGGCCUUGAGGCAUCAUUAUCAGUUGAUAAUUCUCUUGUGACAAUGUAUUCCAAUUGUGGUUGCCUUGAAGAUGCCAAAAAAGUAUUCAACUCUAUGCAAAUGCAUAAUGUGAUCAGUUGGACUGCUCUUAUAGUGGCUUAUGCCCAGAAUGGCAAAGGAAAGGAGUCUCUGAGAUUUUAUGACGAGAUGAUUGCAAGUGGAAUAGAACCUGACUUCAUUACAUUUAUUGGUCUACUGUUUGCCUGCAGCCAUACAGGUCUUGUUGAUGAUGGAAAGAAGUACUUCGCUUCAAUGAAGAAAGAUUAUGGGAUAAGACCAAGCCCUGAUCAUUACGCAUGUAUGAUUGAUCUUUUGGGCCGUGCGGGGAAAAUACAGGAGGCUGAGAAGUUGGUCAAUGAAAUGGAUAUUGAACCAGAUGCUACUGUGUGGAAAGCGUUGCUUGCUGCAUGUAGAAUACAUGGAAACACAGAUCUAGCAGAGAAAGCUUCAACAGCCCUGUUUAAGCUGGAACCACAAGAUGCUGUCCCUUAUGUUAUGCUGUCAAAUAUCUACUCCGCUGCUGGAAAAUGGGAAAAUGCAGCAAAACUUAGAAGAAAAAUGAAUUUGAAGGGUUUAAACAAAGAGCCUGGUUAUAGUUGGAUUGAGAUAAAUGGAGUUGUGCACACGUUUAUAUCUGAGGAAAGAAGUCAUUCAAAGAGUGAUGAAAUUUACUCAAAACUUGAUGAUGUUAUUGCAUUGAUAAAGGAAGCUGGAUAUGUGCCAGACUUGAAUUUUUCUCUCCAUGAUAUCAAUGAAGAAGGAAGGGAACAAAGUCUUUUUUAUCACAGUGAGAAGUUGGCUAUUGCUUUUGGGCUUCUUUGUGUGCCAAAAGGAGUACCAAUUCGGAUUUACAAGAACCUUCGUGUAUGUGGUGACUGCCAUAAUGCAAUGAAAUUCGUGUCAAGAGUUUUUGAUCGAUAUAUUAUUUUGCGAGAUUCAAACUGUUUUCAUCAUUUUAAGGAAGGAGUAUGUUCUUGUGGGGAUUAUUGGUAGAAAACAUUCCUUUGACUUUUCUUGGCCUGUUGUUACGUUUGCUUUUGGCAAGAUCAGAACAUUCAAUUUCAUUGAUUGGGUCAGCAGCUCAUUACAAGGUAUACAGUUCACGCCUGUAUAUUUACGACUAGCUAGCAGUGAAGCUCAUUUUUUGGAGAAUGGCAACUAAAUGUUAUGCAUAUCAAUGUGAAUGAUAAGAAUUAUUGAAAUUGAUUGCUCUCUGAGACUUAUACGAGAGCCGAUUCCGUAGUCCUUAUUUUGCAGCACUCUACCAAGGAAGGCACCAAUUGCCACUCCCCGGCAUCAGGGAAGGUAACUGUUCCGAGAAAUAUUUUUGACUCCAUGAAGACAGGUCUGGUAUCCUCGAGGAAGCUUUCAUUCUACAUGAUCAUGUGAUGAGUUUUCCUACACAGAAAUUUGUAGCUUUCCGACCACCGAUCCUCUGUUUCUCUAUUUGCGAGCAUAUGGUGAAAGGGGUAAUAAUUCAUAAACCCGCGUUCAUUGCCUGCCUUUGGUUGUCCGGGGGACCGCAGUCCCUGUCUUUAUUUUGAACAUUUUGGCAACAGCAUAAUAUUUCAUAAAACCUAGUGCAUAGCCUGCCUUUGGUUGUAUGGACCAGAAGAAAAGCACAUGUUAUUGAACAAAGUAUGUUCAUCAUUCCCAAGUCCUCCAUGACAUCAUAGCCCUUUCCAUUGAAGUCAAUGAGCCUAUCCUAUUAUGGGUGCAAGCAGGGUACAAUAACUACACACAUUUCUUGGAACCAUCCCAUAUGGAAUGGAUGAAUACUAGACGAAGGAGAACUGAUCAUGAUCUCGAUGGAGGCAGAAAUUACUGAUUGGUAGCAGUUUCAGGAUCUCCGAUGAGAUUGUGGGACAGGUUUGAAAGGCACAUUCUAUUUUGUUUGAUCCUGUAUACUCAACCGCAAAAAUUUAAGUUAAAUAAAAAAGAGCCUAUAGAUAGAUUAGGUAGUAUUAUCAUAAUGUCGUUGUUGCGAUGGUUAUAUCUCUGAUGGGGUAUUCUCAUUUUAAUAAUCAAACAAGUGUCUUGCAAGUACAUAAAACAUCUGGACCACAUGCCCUAGUACCUUAUGCAGAUGUCAAUUAAGUAAACAGUCCUAUCUUGAUUGUCCUUAAAUGUUGAAUAGGGAUGUAAUCUCCCUGGUUCAAAUUUGUUGUGAUCACAGGACCACAAAGCUGUACUUAUUUAGGUGAUGAUUUUUAUAUGAGAGAUUGUUGUUUAAGUUA
Capsicum annuum is the source of this 4138-nucleotide messenger RNA. RefSeq names its product pentatricopeptide repeat-containing protein At4g21065. The transcript is spliced from 2 exons. Bases 501 to 2894 code for a protein of 797 amino acids. Gene Ontology annotation, biological process: RNA modification. Gene Ontology annotation, molecular function: protein binding; zinc ion binding; RNA binding. The record is from RefSeq and is a predicted model, not a curated record. Lineage: Eukaryota; Viridiplantae; Streptophyta; Magnoliopsida; Solanales; Solanaceae.